Molecule: messenger RNA, 2010 nt
Organism: Scheffersomyces stipitis CBS 6054
Lineage: Eukaryota; Fungi; Ascomycota; Pichiomycetes; Serinales; Debaryomycetaceae
Exons: 1
Coding region: 1-2010 (669 amino acids)
Source: RefSeq, a predicted model, not a curated record
AUGUCUGUUUACGGCAAGAACUGGAGUUCGUUUCGAAAGAGAACACGUCUUCUGGCGGAUGCACCAGUUUUUUCCAGCGACGAAGAAAAUGAAGAAUUCACUGAUAUAACCGAGCCCACUUCAGUUUCAGACAAACUAAUGUCAGUGAUUCAAGAUUCUCACGUAGUUACCAAGAUAGGAGAGCAAGAAUUGCUUCCCUCGGCUGAGAUUAAUUCGAAUUGGAAAACAUACAAAUCUGUGCAGCAUCACAAACGCAGCCUUUCAGAUUUCAAUCUUUCAGAUUCUCUCACUACUUCUCCACAGAAGCUAGUAACUGUAGUCAACGCGCUCAGCAACUCACCAAGCCCAGUGAAAAGUCGGGCUAAACGAAGACUUGAAGACGAAUUAAAGGAUUUGGCAAAAACUCCACCGAGAAACAAAUCCAAGAACAAUAAUAGAGAGCAAGUCACUCCUGCUAAGAGUACGAAUUCAACUGCAAAGAGAACUCCUACAUUCACACCCAAAGAAGCACGCGACUGGGAUUCCUUGUUCGAAAGCAUAGAUGACGAACUGGUUGGUCGAAAUACCUUUCUAACGUCUCAAAAUGAUAGUGACAACCAUGGUGAAGAAACGGACAACGACGAUGGAGAAAUAAACGUAGAUUUGUCAGUAUUUUCUUCCUAUGUAGAAAACUCAAAUACUUCCCCAAGUCGAAAUUCUAGCGAAAGGAUACUGAAAGGAACCGCAAAAUCGAAGCUUAGAACAUAUGGGGAUGAGCGAAGCUUUCUUCUAGAAGGAAAUGAAGAAGAAAACUCGAAAGUAUCUAUUGGCGAUGAAAUACCAGUUGUGGAAGAUGUGUUAAGCAUCAAUGAUCUCAGAAGUAUCAGCAAAGAAAACCAACGAAAGGAAGCUCUAGACUAUAUUUUGGAAGGAUUGCAAUUUACUGAUUGCAAGAACUUGGCCACUGGAAAUGCUGUAUUGGUAUCAUUGCUAGUAGACUUAGCCAUCGAGUCGAUCAAGAAUGGUUCAAAUGCACUUGAAAGAAACGGUGAAAUCAUCGCAACUAGGUUGCUAGCCAUUUAUGAAAAUAUUAUUAAUUCUAAGGGCAAUGGAAAAGAUGUUUUGUGUUGGCUAGUUAGUGUGAACUUUCUCUUUUUAGCAGCAUCAGCAACUCGGACUGAACAAGUUGCUAUCAGUCAGACUUUCAGACAUUGCCUAUUAUCAAUUCUCAAACUGCUUGGGGUCACUUACAGUUCCAAUGGUUUGCCUAUUUUGGUAAAGAAAUCUCUUUUGCAAUUGCUGGACAUAUUGCAAAUUGAAACUCCUCUCCAAGUGCAAUUGAUAGAAGUGAUGAGCAAUGUUCCUGAUUUCCACAGAGCAGACAUAUUUGAACAUGUCAUUCAAUUGUUUGCAACCGAGACUAGAUUGACCAACAAGAUGAAGCUAUUAAGCUAUAUCCAAUCGUAUGUUGAAAGAUCGCCUGAAUUGGAUAGUCUUUACGAUCUCGAAAUUUGUAUAUUAGAAUCUAUGAACAAGAUAGAUUUUGUACAACUUGACGAUCUAGAUGUUCAAGUGUUAAAGUUGGUCGUUGUGCUAUCUACAUCUUAUGACAAUAAUGAGCGAGUUGCCGAAUUGCUAUUUGAUCCCAAAUAUGUUUCGCCCAUGAUAAGGUAUAUCAAUAGCAGCUACAGUUGCUUAAACGACGAAUAUCGGCUCAACAUAGCAUUGUUUCUCUUGGGAUUCUUGAUAAACUUUGUUGAGUCUGACCGGUUCGAAUUGCAAAAGUUUGAUGAUGUUAGAGAUAACAUAGCUAUAUUUGAAGCAAUUGAUGCUAGUGCAAAGGACGAGGCUUCCGGUCACCUAAUAGGCUACAACAGUAUAGUUUUGACAUACUUACUGUUGAAGUAUAGUGAAGAUCUCGACAUAGAUAUUCAACAUCUAAAACACAAGUUGGACCAUUUCAAGGAGAAGAUAGCUAAUACCAGAAUCAAGACCAAGAUUGAUAGUUUGCUUACAGAAUUGGCUAAAUAA